CUUCACUCCGCCACUACCACCUCGACCACGAUUGUUGCAAGCCAUUAAUCCUAAUGGCUUCCUCAACCUCAAUACCGCGAAUCCUACUCCCACGUGCACAGCUCCUCCGCCCCCAUACCCGCCUUUUCCGACCUACUCUACUGCUCUCCGCCCGCCAUGCAUCCAGCAAAGACGCCACCAAGCCGAUCGUGCUUGAGAAGCCCGAGAAAUUCAAUCCACCAUCGCAUGGACGCCGGCUACCAAAAGCCAAGCCGAAGUCCUAUGGGCCGGAGCUGACGGCGACCCAGAAAGAGAUGAUGGCGAGAAAGAAGUACCCGCAUAUGAUGCCGCCGAAGAACAGUUUUCUGUACAAGUUCUUGCACGAUAGGUGGAUACAUACUUGGAUAUCGUUGGGUAUUCUCCUCACCCUCGGCAGCUGGGCCUUCUACAUAAACUUCAUCACCACAACACCCUACGCCGACCUCGUCCCCACCCGCGCCGACUUCAAGUCCCACCCAAUCGACUCGUUCUUCAAAUUCAUCGAAGUCUAUAAAAUGCACGUUGCGUACGUAUCUGCGCAGACCGCCGAGCGCCGCCGCAAGAAUGUUGAGGACGUCACCAAGCGCGCUGAGUAUCGCAAGGCGCACGGCCUGGACCAGAACCAGGGUUUCGGUGGGUGGACGGCGAAGAGUGAUGACGAGAUGCUGGGGCCUGGUCUGAGGGCCGCCGACAGGAUUGUAGCGGCGGAGGGAGAUGGUGCGUCGCCUGUGGCGGGGGAGGACCGGCCGGCGGAGGCGGCGUAUAAGAAGCCGUUGAAGAAGUGGUUAGGGAUUUGGUAAGGUGGGGAUUUUGGGCAGGGAGGGAAAUGUAUAUAUUACGGUGCUGGGACUGUGCUAUACUGUACAUUAUGAAGGUGGUGGGAUAUCUUGGUUUGCUCCGCUCCUCUGCGUCAUGAUCUUAUGAGUUGAUCGCGCCACGGCAGCAGAUUUCUUCUGGUUGAGUAUACUCUCUUAGUAUGAAGCGCGUGGAAAGCUAGAAUUGUUCACGCUUUGGAUCCGUUUGGUUUAUCGUGAAGUAGAUGCUCUUGGUUUAAAUAGCAUAUAUUACACCGAAAGCCUGCAUCACGUUCACACGCGCUGUAGACACGUUCUGGGUCUAUUUGGUGCUCCUUAGCUCGAAAGCGUGUCCUAAGGGGUAGGCUCUUAGUCUGAAUGGUAUCCUCUUUUGCA
Messenger RNA from Mytilinidion resinicola, 1208 nucleotides. RefSeq lists its product as uncharacterized. The transcript has 2 exons. Lineage: Eukaryota; Fungi; Ascomycota; Dothideomycetes; Mytilinidiales; Mytilinidiaceae. Bases 54 to 818 code for a protein of 254 amino acids. The record is from RefSeq and is a predicted model, not a curated record.